AUGCACUCUCGCUUCCUGGUUUCUGGUCUGCCCAGGUCUUUGCCUGCCCUGCCUCCCUCGCUUGCGCCGCCCUGCAUUCCUUGCGUCGAGGGGCGGCAGCGCGCCGCUCCUCACUCCUCCUCGUUCCCUCCCACAGAGGCUCCCCUGCAGACUCUCCACCUGGACGUGUGGGGCCCAGCCCGCGUCCGUGGACAGGGCCACGAGCGGUACUUCCUGCUGGUUGUUGACGACUACACGCGCUACACCACGGUCUUUCCCCUGCGCAGCAAGGGGGAGGUCCCUGCUGUUUUGAUCCCUUGGAUCCGCGCUGCCCGUCUCCAGCUCCGCGAGCGGUUCGGGACGGAGUUUCCCGUCCUGCGUCUGCACUCUGACAGAGGUGGUGAGUUCUCCUCAGACCUCUUGGCAGCCUUCUGUGCGGAGCACGGCAUCACCCAGUCGUUCACGCUUCCGGCCUCUCCGCAGCAGAAUGGGGUUGCUGAGCGCCGCAUUGGCUUAGUCAUGGAGGUCGCUCGUACCUCCAUGAUCCAUGCGGCUGCCCCCCAUUUUCUGUGGCCGUUUGCGGUCCGGUACGCCGCGCAUCAGCUCAACCUCUGGCCCCGUGUCUCCUUGCCGGAGACCUCGCCCACACUGCUGUGGACGGGGAAGGUUGGCGAUGCGUCGCGUUUCCGGGUCUGGGGUGCUCGUGCCUUUGUCCGCGAUACCACCGCGGACAAGCUCUCCGCCCGUGCUGUUCCCUGUGUCUUCCUUGGCUUUGUCCCUGACGCGCCUGGUUGGCAGUUUUACCAUCCCACCUCGCGCCGUGUCUUUGCGUCUCAGGACGUCACGUUCGAUGAGUCGGUUCCCUUUUACCGUCUCUUCCCCUACCGCACUGCCCCUCUCCCUCCCCCGCCGCUCUUCCUCGCUCCAGGUGCUCCCCAGGUAGACCCCCUCCCCGCUCCCGGUCCUGCUCCUUCAGGUGUGUCUCAGGUAGACCCUCCUUCCUUCCCUGUGCCGGUCGAGGUCACUGGUGACUCAGGUCCUACUGGGGGUGGUCCUGCUCGGGGUGCUACUUCUGGGGGUGCUGAGCCUUGGGGUGCGGAGCUUGAGAGUGUGGAGCCUGGAGGUGCUGAGCCUGCGUGUGAGGGGUCUGGAGGUGCUGGAGCUGGUGGUUCUGGGGCUGCUGAGGGUGCGGGCGCUGGAGGUUCUGGAGCUGCUGGAGGUCCUGGUGCUGGUGGCGCUGGAGCUGGUGGUUCUGGGGCUGCUGAGGGUGCGAGCGCUGGAGGUUCUGGAGCUGCUGGUGGUCCUGGUGCUGGUGGCGCUGGAGCUGCUGAGGGUGCUGGCGCUGAGGGUUCAGAGUCUGCUGUUGCGCGGUCUCCUUGGAGUAGCCGCCUUCGUCCACGUGUGCCUCUCACCUCGCAGCAGCUGCACGACUGGUACGGUCGCCGUCAGGGUCGCGCUGCUGGAGCCCGGGGCUCUGCUGCUGGAGGUCCUUCUACUGACGUCCCUGGAGCUAGGAGUGGUGCUGGUACUUGGUCUUCUGGAGGUGCUGGAGUCACUGGUCCCGGAGGUGCUCGUACUGGAGGUACUGGAGCUGCUGGGGCUGGGGGUGCUGCGUCUGGAGGUGCUGCUGCUGGAGACACCGAGGCUGGAGACCCUGGGACUGGUGGUGCUGGUUCUGGGGGUGCUGCUGCUGGAGACAUUGAGGCUGGAGACCCUGGGACUGGAGGUGCUGGUUCUGGGGGUGCUGCUGCUGGAGACAUUGAGGCUGGAGACCCUGGGACUGGAGGUGCUGGUUCUGGGGGUGCUGCUGCUGGAGGCACUGGGGUUGGAGACCCUGGGCCUGGAGGUGUCGGUUCUGCUGCUGGAGCUUCUGGAGCUGCUGGAGGUGCUGGAGCUGCUGGAGGUACUGGAGCUGCUGGAGCUACCGGUACUGGUGCAGCUGCGCCGCCACGACUGUUCUUCGCUCCGCCGUCUCCGUCGUCUCUGCCGCCACCUGACUCUGCUCUUCGUCAGGUUCUUACUCUCCCGUCGUCUACUGGUCUUCCGUUACAGCCUGGCUCACCGCUGCCUGCUCCUUCUCCUUACACUGAGCAGACAGGUAGUCUUGCUGAGCGUCGUGAGCCUGCGUCGCGUCCUGUCUCGCCUGUUCGUCCUAGUCGUACCGGUCGUCGUGUUCCUCGUCCGCGUCAGCCGGCUGUCCCCGGCACACGCCUUGUAGCCCUGCGUCGGUCCCCUACUCCGGAGCGUACUCCUCUUCCGUCCCCCCCUACGUCCUCUUUACCUGACAUCGCGGACCCUGAGUCUGACCGGUUUCGUGCUGAGCACCCUACUGUCACGCGUCUGCUAGCCACUGUUGUCACUGACCCGUCGUUUGAGUCUGCUGCUGCGUCUGCCCUGGUCGCUGAGCUUGUUGACUUUGCUGCUGCCUGUCGUCUAGACUACGCUGCUAGUCUUGUUGCUGAGUCUGAGUCUGUCUGUCCUCCGUCCGUCGGGGGUGAGUGUGCCCUUGGCACGGACGUCCUUGAGGACAGGCACGAGGACCUUGAGUCUCUUGCAGCCGCUGCGCCUCAUCUCGUAGCCAUGCUGCUUGCCCCUGAGGGAGACCCGGAUGCACUUGACAUCCCCACACCGCGCUCUUACGCUGAGGCGAUCGCGAGUCCCUACUCCUCUCAGUGGCAGGCAGCCAUGGACGCAGAGAUGGCAUCCUGGAAGUCCACAGGCACUUACGUCGAUGAGGUUCCCCCUCCCGGGGCGAACAUCGUCGAUGGCAUGUGGAUUUUCAGGGUGAAGCGGCCGCCAGGUUCUCCGCCUGUCUUCAAGGCGCGUUACGUUGCUCGAGGCUUCAGUCAGCGAGAAGGAGUUGACUUCUUCCAGACCUUCUCCCCUACCCCGAAGAUGACUACUCUUCGGGUGCUGCUGCACGUUGCCGCUCAGCGUGACUACGAGCUUCACUCCCUUGACUUCAGCACAGCUUUCCUACAGGGCAGCCUGCACGAGGAGAUCUGGCUGCGCCGCCCACCUGGCUUCACUGGGACGUUCCCUCCUGGUACCCAGUGGAGCCUCCGCCGGCCAGUCUACGGUCUCCGCCAGGCACCCCGUGAGUGGCACGACACACUGAGGACUACUCUUGCGGCUCUUGGGUUUGCACCUUCGACUGCUGACCCUUCACUGUUUCUACGCACCGACACUUCGUUGCCGCCGUUCUAUAUCCUCGUGUACGUCGACGACUUGGUCUUUGCUACUGCUGACACUGAGGCCCUCGCCCUGGUGAAGUCAGAGCUGCAGAAGAGACACACGUGCACAGACCUGGGUGAGCUGCGCAGCUACCUUGGCUUGCAGAUCACCCGGGACCGAGCACGCCGCACCAUCACACUGACUCAGUCACACAUGGUGCAGCAGGUCCUUCAGCGCUUCGGCUUCACCUGGUCCUCAGCACAGGCCACUCCUCUGGCUAUAGGUCACUCGCUCUCAGCUCUGCCUUCGGAUGAGUCCGUAGAGCCGAGUGGUCCUUACCCAGAGCUAGUGGGCUGCCUCAUGUACCUGAUGACUUGCACUCGUCCUGACCUUGCGUACCCUCUUGGCCUUCUGGCUCGCUACGUGGCUCCUGGCCGGCACCGAAAGGUGCACUGGGAUGCUGCAAAGAGGGUACUGCGCUACUUGUGCAGUACAUCGGGCAUGGGGCUCGUGCUUGGAGGACGGCGAGAGGUGGUCCUCACUGGGCACUCAGACGCUUCUUGGGUUGACGACCUGGCUACGCAGCGGUCGUCACAGGGUUACACUUUCAGCCUUGGCUCUGGUUCUGUUUCUUGGCGUUCUACUCGCUCGUCUUCUGUUCUCAGCUCCAGUUGUGAGGCUGAGAUCUACGCCACCGCCAUGGCUGCUCAGGAGUUACGCUGGCUCACCUACCUGCUGACCGACCUGGGAGAGCGGCCUCGUUCUCCUCCAGUGCUGUACGUCGACAACAAGGCUGCCAUUGCCUUGUGUGAGGAGCACAGACUGGAGCACAGAACGAAGCACAUCGCUCUGCGGUACUUUCUGGCUCGAGAGCUGCAGCAGCGUGGUCAGCUUCGUCUUGCACACGUGGCCACUAGGGCCAACACUGCUGAUAUAUUCACCAAGGCACUUCCGUCUGGUGAUCAUCAGCGCUUUUGUACUUUGUUAGGCCUUGUGCCUACGUUUCCACACUUGCUGUAG
Molecule: messenger RNA, 4173 nt
Organism: Closterium sp. Yama58-4
Lineage: Eukaryota; Viridiplantae; Streptophyta; Zygnematophyceae; Desmidiales; Closteriaceae
Source: the annotation of a GenBank genome assembly